Molecule: messenger RNA, 2142 nt
Organism: Recurvomyces mirabilis
Lineage: Eukaryota; Fungi; Ascomycota; Dothideomycetes; Mycosphaerellales; Teratosphaeriaceae
Exons: 3
Coding region: 1-2142 (713 amino acids)
Biological process (GO): carbohydrate metabolic process
Molecular function (GO): beta-N-acetylhexosaminidase activity
Source: RefSeq, a predicted model, not a curated record
AUGGCAGGAAUCACAGCUUGGUUGACCAUCAGUCUUUGCUGCUCUUUGACGGUAGCUGAUCUGGUCGGUAUACCGACUGUACCAUUUGUCACUUCAGCAGCAGGACACUACGACUUUCAUCAGACUCAAUCGAUCGUUGUAGACCCUCGCUAUGGCAAUGCUACGGACACAAACGGCUGGACACUAAUUCCACCAACUCUCAACGACUUUGCGCGAACGUUCCAAGAAGAUCUCACCCACAUUACAGGACGGUCGUGUGGUCUAGGGCACUGGCACGAGACGAAAGCGCUGUCCAUCAUACUUACCCUCGACAACUGCUCGGACUUCGUUGACGCCGCCGGUCGAUGGACAUCUGAAGCUUACAGACUCGAUAUCACUGAAAACAAUAUCACUGUGACUGGAGCUAGUCCUCUUGGUGUCUGGUGGGGUACAAGGACGCUCUUACAGCAGGCUGUGCUACAGAAUGGGAGUAUAUCGACUGGUUCGGGUGUCGACAGUCCAGGAUGGAACACGAGAGGUGUCUUCCUCGAUGCUGGCCGGCAUUACUACCCACCAUCCUUCUUGGUCGAGAUGUGCAACUGGACGUCAUUUUGGAAACAAAAUACAUUUCACUUGCAUCUCAGUGAUAAUUUGUACAACAACGUCGACAUCUACUCUCUGGAGCGGCAGCUCGAGCUGUACGCUCGAUUCCGACUACUAUCCGAUGACCCUGCUGUUGCUGGGCUGAACAAGUAUGCCAAUGAAUCUUACACUCUACAGGACUUUGACCACAUACAAUCCGCCUGCGCUGCUCGAGGCGUGACUGUCAUUCCAGAAAUAGAAGCACCAGGCCAUGCUCUGGUCAUAUCACAAUGGAAGCCUGAGUUGGCACUAGAAGGACAAAUUGAUCUGCUCAACAUUUCGAACCCGGACACGAUACCUCAAAUGGAGACGAUCUGGAAGACGUUCCUGCCUUGGUUCCAGUCGAAGGUCGUCCACAUCGGCGCUGAUGAAUACGUGGACUCGCAGCUAAGCAAAAAUGCGCUGGCUGUUGUGUACAACACUUUCGUGAACGCAAUGAACGACUUCAUCCGCAGCGUUUCCGGGAAAUCGGUACGUAUCUGGGGCACUUUCCCGCCGCAAGCGAACUACACCAACAAUAUCAGCAAAGAUGUCACGAUCCAGCACUGGGAGUUCUUUGAAGAUAACCCAGUCUUCGACUACAUCAACAACCAAUACAGCGUGAUCAACUCCGACGACCACUUUUACCUCGUCCAAAAAUACUCAGGAAGCUACGCCCAACAACUCAACAAAACCCUCAUCUUCCACGGCAACCCUCUCGGUGGAGCCUUCGCACCUAAUAUCUUCGAUCCUAAUAAUGCUACGAACAACCCACCUCGCGAUAGUCCGUACGUGCCUGGCCAUAUCGCAGCUCAGUGGAACGAUUACGGGUAUAAUACUUCCACGUACCUGGAAGCAUACGAUGCGUGGCGAAAUGGGCUUCCAGCAUUAGCGGAUAAGCAAUGGGGUGGUAAAUUGAAGGAGGAGCAAUAUGAUGCCAUUUUCGAGAAAUUGCAAGCGGCUGCGCCGGGCCAGAAUCUGGACCGCACUAUCCCGUCCAAAUCGUCCACGAUCCUGAAAUACGACCUCACCAAAGACUGCGACAACGGCAUCGUGCAAGAUCUCUCAGGAAACAACUAUAAUGGCCACACCAACUGCACAACCACAGCAAAGUCCAGCCUCCUCUUCGACGGCACAUGCACCCUCACCACCCCCCUAACCUCCAAAGGAAAAAACUACACCCUCUCCUUCUCCCUCAAUCCAUCCGUUUACAACGUCCCCCUCUUUACCGGCCCGGACAGUCAGCUCCGACUAGGCAACGGCACAAGCACGCAAGUAAUGAUGAUUUCCGCCGGAAAUGCCUUUGCGCUAAACUAUACCCUCCCCCUCAACAGUUGGAGUCAGGCGACUUUGAUCGGGAGAGGGAACCAGACAUUCUUCUCUGUUGAUGGAGGGAAGGAAAUGGAGUUCACGACUAAGUUGGGGGUGAAUGGGGAGUUUUUCAUUUGGGCGAAUAUGGCUAUGACGGCGCCGUUGCAGACGAUCGGGGGAGGAGGGUUUGAGGGGGAGAUGAGGGAGGUGGUGCUUGUGGACCAUGCUUAG